UGAAUGUCGGAAACAGCUUUUAGCAGGAUCUCAUGUAUUCAUAUCUGUGACAAGCAGAGAUGGCGCCACGCAUUUCUCUGCUGCUAGUCGCAUCGCUCUGUAGUGUACUUGACGAUCAGGGAAGAAUCUUUGCCAGUCAAUGGGACAACUUAUGGUACGAGCCUCCGCCAAAAGUUCCACUUAAACCGUACGCUGAGACAAAGUCGAUACUUUCCAAAUAUCAAGAUGCGUGGAAGUUCAUUACGAGAAACAGAACUAUGUUCCUGUAUCAACGGUCGUACAAGCAUGACCGAAUGUAUGGGAAGAACGGCCAAUGCGUGAAAGCGGAGGUCAUCUACAUCGAUAGAAGGACAAAGACUGCCACCGUACAGCUAAGUUCUGCGAACCACAAAAAACGUGAGAUAACGCAGUUUGUUGCGUACUUCACCGCCAACCGCACAAGAGGGUAUGACGUAUAUAAUGUGUUAUAUGCAAGGUACGAGCUGGACUCAGAUGAUCCAGGUUACCAUUAUCCCAUGAUAUUUUCGGACUAUAAAACUUGCGGAAUCCUGAGAAUUCCUCACUAUGAAAAACGUAUUGUACAGAAGGAAGUACAUCCAGUAGCAACGCUGAUGGUAUGCCCAGGAAUGGGAGUCGUUUAUGGUACCAAGCAGAGCAAUAUACAAGAGAUGCGUGACGUCAGAGAACAGAAUGAUUGAUGUCACUGAGAUGCAGUAUCAGUUAGAAAGGUAAUGACUAAGGAGACAACAUAAAAUCGUAACUCGAUAAUUGAAGAUCAGACAACACAGACUUUAUUCGGCAGCCUCCAGAGCAAGCUCCACUGCAUGGUUUUGUAUCUGCCAACUUUUGGACCACUGUUUGGGUACUGCCUGCUGACGACGCCAAUAAAAAUCGCAGCGUCUGUCGUAAUACAAGCAACGAAAGACAUUAAAGAUGAAAG
Ornithodoros turicata is the source of this 940-nucleotide messenger RNA. RefSeq lists its product as uncharacterized. Lineage: Eukaryota; Metazoa; Arthropoda; Arachnida; Ixodida; Argasidae. The record is from RefSeq and is a predicted model, not a curated record. Gene Ontology annotation, biological process: symbiont-mediated perturbation of host defenses. Gene Ontology annotation, molecular function: amine binding. The transcript has 5 exons. Bases 60 to 698 code for a protein of 212 amino acids.